AUGCUUGCCGACCGCCAUGUCAAGCUUUUGUCUCGGCAAAGAGGUAGUGCUCUGCGAAAAAUCGAUCACGAUGUGGUAAUAUCUCAAAUCAAAAAACCUAGGCUCGAUCGACCGUCUUUAUCUGUAUCACCGUCCAAAAGCAACCAAUAUGACCCCGAACACGAGCCCUCGCUCGAUCUCCCGCAACCGCCGUCCGAAGUUCAUUUUCCAGCGGAUUUGGACGACCCUGCAAGCACACCACCACACAGUCCAGUCCUGCGUAACGGUCUCCUAACUUCUCCCGAAAUUUUGCACACGUCUCCUACUCGGGACCAGGCUCCUGCUGGCCAGGAAAUGCCUGAUAAUUACUUGGAUUUGGCAGAAACAAUCUCUCCCCCAUCAAAAAGCUCGAAAAGCUCCCAAGUCAUCCCAUUGGUGCCGGAAUUUGAUUUCUCGGGUCUUCCCAUUUCGCAACUACGAACAAAUUCUCUAUCUCAAGCUCGUAUUGAGGUAAUAUGGUCACUACUGAAUAAUCUGUUUGAGGAACAGCUCAUACCGCAAGCGUUUGCGGAUCACGACACUGCCAGUAACGCGGCUGACCAGCUUACGUACAAGCUGGACAUUAAGCUACUGUCAACAUUUCUCCACGGCAUUUUGUCCGACUUGCAGGACACGCUGGACAUCAAUGCAUCUAAUAAUGAGUUAUGUUCUCAGCUGAAAGCUUGUGCCAAACAAAAGGCGACACUCACUGAAACCUUAGUUGAUCUGCGACAACAGAUCACUGAUUGGGAAAAUAAAGAGGACAAUGACGCGCAGCUUCAAGAGAUGCAGCUAAAGAGUGCCUUGAAUGACAAGCUACAAAGUCUGGCUAUAGGUGAUUAUCCAUCUGCAGAUGAGGGAGACGCAAUCACAAACCCACAACCUUUGGAGCCGAUUGCUGACGAUUUGAUACAGCUAUUGGACCCACAGGAUGGGAUUCUGGGAAAACUAAAGACUUUUAAUACAUCCCUAGAAAAGCUCUUGGAUUAA
Molecule: messenger RNA, 1008 nt
Organism: Lachancea sp. 'fantastica'
Lineage: Eukaryota; Fungi; Ascomycota; Saccharomycetes; Saccharomycetales; Saccharomycetaceae
Source: the annotation of a GenBank genome assembly